AUGGCUACGGCGAGCAAGGAUCCUACGACCAAGCCCAGCGCUCUGCGCUCCAUCAUUGCGGGCUCCACUGCUGGAGCCGUGGAGAUCGCAAUUACCUAUCCAGCUGAGUUUGCGAAAACCCGGACACAACUCAACCGCCGACUUGCGGAGGGCCAGAAACUCCCAUUCCCACCAUUCGGCAAGCAGUGGUACGCUGGAUGUACCACGUUGAUUAUUGGAAACUCGUUGAAGGCUGGAAUUCGCUUCGUUGCGUUCGACGCUAUCAAGGCAUCUCUCCAGGAUGAGAACGGCAAGAUUUCGGGCCCGAGGACGGUCGUGGCUGGAUUCGGUGCGGGCUUCACCGAGUCUCUUCUCGCGGUGACUCCCUUUGAGAGUAUCAAGACUCAAUUGAUUGACGACCGGAAGGCUGCCAAGCCACGCAUGAAUGGAUUCAUUCACGGUAGCAAAAUUAUCUGGCAGGAACGCGGAAUUCGGGGCUUCUUCCAGGGCUUUGUUCCUACUACUGCUCGACAGGCCGCCAACUCGGCUACUCGUUUCACCAGUUAUACUACUAUCAAGCAGUUCGCCGAGGGCUAUGUGGCUCCCGGGGAGAAGCUCGGGACACUCGCCACCUUUGGUAUUGGUGGAUUGGCGGGUAUUAUCACGGUUUAUGUGACCCAGCCUCUCGACACGGUGAAGACGAGAAUGCAAUCACUUGAAGCCAGCAAGAACUACAAGAACAGCUUUGUCUGCGCCGCCAGAAUCUUCAAGGAUGAGGGCAUCUUGACUUUCUGGUCCGGAGCCAUGCCCAGACUGGCCCGAUUGAUCCUGAGUGGUGGAAUUGUGUUUACCAUGUACGAAAAAUCUAUGGAGUUGAUGGAUCUCGCAGAUCCCGAGCGCAAGUACCUUUAA
This is a messenger RNA of Penicillium cataractarum, 891 nucleotides long. Its product is annotated as putative mitochondrial tricarboxylate transporter (Ctp). Gene Ontology annotation, biological process: mitochondrial citrate transmembrane transport. Lineage: Eukaryota; Fungi; Ascomycota; Eurotiomycetes; Eurotiales; Aspergillaceae. Bases 1 to 891 code for a protein of 296 amino acids. The record is from RefSeq and is a predicted model, not a curated record. The transcript has 9 exons.